Molecule: messenger RNA, 1156 nt
Organism: Glossina fuscipes
Lineage: Eukaryota; Metazoa; Arthropoda; Insecta; Diptera; Glossinidae
Exons: 2
Coding region: 136-840 (234 amino acids)
Source: RefSeq, a predicted model, not a curated record
AAAAAUGUCUGGUAUUUAUAUGACAAAUUGACUACAAUCAAAUGGGUUUUAUGGUAUUUCAUUACGAUACAAACUAAGUAAAGGAACUUUAACAAAAGCAAUAAUUGCGUUUAAUACACUUUGUGAGUAGGCAAAAUGCAAGAUUUUAUUACAAAGCGUAAUGCUUUAUUUGCCUGCCUUGAUGAUGCCAGCAAUGAGCUCAAGGGAACUUCUUUGGAUCAAACAAAUUCUUUGAUGGCACUUGAGGAUAGCAAAAGAUUGCUAUCUAAAUACAAAAACGGACUUAAUAUUCGUGAAAUUUCAUCCGAAAAAAAUUUAAAACAUCUAAGGGGCAAGGAAAGUAUUUUUAAGAAACCAGAAUUGCCAAUUAACAAAUGUUUAAAACCACGCAAAAUUCCCGACUAUCGGAUCAAUCCCCACAAAUGGAAAAAAUAUUCCCUUACUGAUAUAGAUAUAUCCGAUCAUACAAACACAACGGCUGCAUUAGCGUUUCUACAACAAAUGGAUAAACAGCGAGAAUUACAGCAAAGCGACAACGAAAAAUUCGACGUUAACACGAAAAUCGAGUUUAAAAAGUCGAGCAAAAUUGAGAGGGAAUUAAAGAUUUUGGCGGAGAAAGAAGUCGCCGAUGUAGAAGUUGAUUUACCCAAAUUGAAAGGAUCCAAAUUAAUAAUGCCCGAAUAUGUGGUCGGUCAAACCAUCAAAAAAACGAAAACUAAAAGAAAUUAUAGAAAAUGUUUAUCCAGAACGAAGGAACAUGCCAACGGGCAGCUGUUGUUAACACAUCUUCAAGAGGAAGGCGAAGAGUGUGAAGUUGAUAAUUGCGACAGUUUUGAAUAAUUAUUAAUGUAGAUAUAAACAUUGACUGAAAUAAACUCUUGGAACUCUUGAGAUGAUAUCAAUUCAUUUUUGGAUUGAAGAGAAUAACAAGAACGCAGGGAUUUCUAUAUAGUAUCUCACUAACAACUUAUGCUAUAUGAAUCCAUCUUGGCAUUUUGCUUAUCAAUUACGUAUUUGUUUGAUUUGAAUCCACAAUUUAAUCACAGUCGAUAUUGUAAUGACAGAUCAUUAGCUUUGCAAACAUCUCAGAAUACGAAAAACAUACAUGAAAAGUGGCUCUAGGUUCAACUAGUCUAUACAUCACUCAUUAUCGCAA